Molecule: messenger RNA, 637 nt
Organism: Impatiens glandulifera
Lineage: Eukaryota; Viridiplantae; Streptophyta; Magnoliopsida; Ericales; Balsaminaceae
Product: histone H2B-like
Exons: 1
Coding region: 43-492 (149 amino acids)
Biological process (GO): nucleosome assembly
Cellular component (GO): nucleosome
Molecular function (GO): DNA binding; structural constituent of chromatin; protein heterodimerization activity
Source: RefSeq, a predicted model, not a curated record
ACCUAAAUCAUUCUCUCAAUUUGACCAAUUCCAUUUCCAUCAAUGGCGCCCAAGGCAGAGAAGAAGCCAGCGGAGAAGAAACCGGCGGAAGAGAAGAAGACCGCCGUGCCGGAAAAAUCUCCGGUAGAGAAGAAGGCGAAGGCCGGAAAGAAGUUACCGAAGGAUGUUGGAUCUGUUGCUUCCGGUGAUAAGAAGAAGAAGAGGAUUAAGAAGAGCACGGAGACUUACAAGAUCUAUAUCUUCAAGGUUUUGAAACAGGUUCAUCCUGAUGUUGGGAUCUCGAGCAAGGCGAUGGGAAUUAUGAAUAGUUUUAUUAAUGAUAUUUUUGAGAAACUUGCUCAGGAAAGUUCUAAACUUGCUCGGUAUAAUAAGAAACCUACGAUUACUUCUCGGGAGAUUCAGACUGCUGUAAGGCUUGUUCUUCCUGGUGAAUUGGCUAAACAUGCUGUUUCUGAAGGUACUAAGGCGGUUACCAAGUUUACUAGCUCUUGAAUUGAGUUAUUGAUGUUAUGUUUUACAUUCUUAUCGUUUGAUUUUAGGGUUAGGGUUUGUCUCUUUUUUUGAGUGAUUAGGGAUUUGUUUCCUUUUGAAUGUAGAUACUUUGCAUCUUAUGAAUGAUUAUGAGGUAUUACAUUUA